Messenger RNA from Euleptes europaea (tarantolino), 1608 nucleotides. Its product is annotated as serine/arginine repetitive matrix protein 1-like. The transcript has 5 exons. The coding region runs from base 1 to 1608 and encodes 535 amino acids. The record is from RefSeq and is a predicted model, not a curated record. NCBI's taxonomy places the organism in Eukaryota, Metazoa, Chordata, Lepidosauria, Squamata, Sphaerodactylidae.
AUGGGGCCUGUUGUGCCUCGCCGCCGCCGAGUUCCAACGGAGACUGGGUCAAGGAGUCACCACUUGCCUGUAGCGACCCCCCCGGGCGCUGUCCCGCACCCCGGAGAGGCGCUGCGGGCAAGAGUGCCUCUGGGAGCGUACGAAGGGCAGCUCCCGGGGUCGGCCUCCCCCUCCCCGCGCUGCCGGCGAUGCGCAGCGGGGUCAGGCGCGUGUCAGGCGCGGCGGCGUCUGGAAGCGGCCCGGAGCCCCGCGGGGCGGGUGAUUGGCAGGCGCUGCUCGCCGGAGCCAAAGGGCUUCCCCGCCGGGCCCGGGUCACGCCGGCAACCUCUCCCAGGGCGCAUUCACACGUGCGCGUCGCGGGCCGCGCCUUUCCAGAGGGCUCCUGCCGGCCGCGGCCGGCAGGAGCCCUCUGGAAAGGCGCGGCCCGCGACGCGCACGUGUGAAUGCGCCCUGGGGUGGGGAUCCUGGGUAGCUGCCGAGUCCGGCCCCAGUCGUGGGAAGGCGAGGGGGGGUCUUCCUCCACGGCGCCGGCGAGUCAGGCCUGCCCGCCGCCAAGAGCUGGAAGCGACGGCCGUGCACGUGCGAACCCGGACGCAACCGUCUUCCAGGAGUCUGGCAGUCGCGUGGCGGCCGUGCACGACAAGCAGCGAGUUCUGGGAGGGGGCCCCGUGUCGAAGGCAGGCGCUGCACGUGCGAACGCGUCCCCCACCCCACGCCCGGGUGACACGACCCCCUCCCAGUUCGCUGCUGGCUGUCACGUCUCCCUCGGACCGAGCUCUGGCCCGCCUACCUGCCGCGGAUCGGGACCCUCCAGAAACCCCAGACAAAAAGAGCGGGGAUUCGAACCUGGCUCUCCCGGACCCCAGUCCCACACUUGAACCCCCACGCCACGAUGCUGCGCGGCGGACGGCGACCCCCAGGCCCCCUCGGGGGGGAUGGCCGGCGGAGGCGAGCGCCCCCCGGCCCUCCCGGGCUGCAAGUCCGCGCCCCCGGGACCCUCCCCGGCGAUUGGCUGCCGGAGCCCCCGCUCCCUCGCCAUUGGCUGGGCGGCCGCGCAGCUACGGGAUGCCCACGAACACUCCAACUGCGCGCAAGUUUGCAGGCUGCCGCUCCCCAGGAAUGCCCCGUCCCGCUUCUCUCCCCCGGACCCGCUCCAGCCUUCCCGUCCAGGCCGUCGCUUGCAGGGGCUUCCCCCCCCCCUUCCCCGAGCGCGUGCAGAGAGCUCUCCCGCCCCGGGGCAUGUGCAGAGCGCGCCGGGCGGCCGGUCCAGGCGGCGGCGGCAGCAUCAGUAUGCGCAGCGCCGCGCCCGCUCAUCACCAUGUGAAAGGCAGCCUUGCCGGCGGCGGCGGCGGCGGCUGGAGCGCCAGCGCGGGGGUGUGGAGGGCCGGGCUGGGCGAGGGGGCGAGCCGCGCCGCCCCUCCGCCCCUCCGCCCGCCUCCCCUCGUGCGCGCCACGCCGGCCCGGCUGGCCGCCUCCGUCCGCCUCCCGCCGGCCCGCUCCAUGGAGGAGGGGCCGGGCCGCCCCCAGGCCGCCCAGCCCAGCCAGCCAGACCCCGGCCAGCCGGCCGCCCAGCCGCCCUGCCUGCCUGCGCGCCAGGCCAACAAGUGA